UUAUUCUUUUCUCCUUCCCUUCACCCCACCCAUUUCUAGAUACCCCGCGCGCAUCGCAUCGCAUUUCCUUGUCGGUCCGUCUUGUCGACAGUCAGUCCAGUCACACGACCGUUCGACGAACAGACGACAGAAAGAGAAAAAAAGUAACAGUUUUUGCUUUGGUUCGUUUCAUUCUUAGAGCACGGCCGGCUACAGUGUCCAACUGUUCCUGUUUCUCUUCCUUUACUUUUUCGCUUUUCCUCCUUUUCAGCCUUUUCCCAUUUUCGCUUUUAUCGCAGCAUGCAUUUCCCAACGGCAUUUUUCGUGGUGUUUGGCUCUCUGUCGCGUUCAGCUCGGUUUGGAUUGAUGGAGGGGAACUGGCGCGUCUGGGGUUUCAUUGCUUGCUCUUUGCUGUAUGUACGUGUACGUGUACGCCUGUUCUUGGUUUUUUCCUCUUGUUGUUUUGCUUUCGUUGCUUUCGUUUGCUUGCCGCUGGUUCGGUUGGGCUGGGCACCUGUAUGGUCCUUUUUUUGGUGGCUUGUUGUUGUUGGGGUGGUGGAGAGUAGAUGUUGGUUGGGUUCCGUUAGAUUAGCAAGGUAUGAAUCUUCUUGCGUGUGUGUUUUUUGUGGCAUUGGCGUCGUGUGUGUGGGUUUCGGUGUUGUUCCUGGCUGUGAACGGUAUUGCUUGUGGCUACAGUCUGGUCUUCUUUUAGCUUCGACUGGUCAUGACAUAUCUGUCUUCAUAAUGGCAAAGAUGUGCAAAUGGGCACACGAAUCUUAGCUGGAUGUGCUGAUGGAAAUCUUUUCAACAGUAGGGCAAUGCUGACCAACCCAAGCGGUGUAGUCAGAUCUAGUCGUGUUGAGCAACGAGGCAGCGGAAGAGCUUACACCAGGCAAGUAAAUUCUGCACGACAGGUUGUAACGAGUAAUAGACUAUUAGGUCGGAGUCAGCGACUCACUGUUUAAGCACGGCUCGGA
Molecule: messenger RNA, 956 nt
Organism: Aplosporella prunicola CBS 121167
Lineage: Eukaryota; Fungi; Ascomycota; Dothideomycetes; Botryosphaeriales; Aplosporellaceae
Exons: 1
Coding region: 280-759 (159 amino acids)
Source: RefSeq, a predicted model, not a curated record